This is a messenger RNA of Tilletiopsis washingtonensis, 1290 nucleotides long. RefSeq lists its product as hypothetical. The transcript is spliced from 3 exons. NCBI's taxonomy places the organism in Eukaryota, Fungi, Basidiomycota, Exobasidiomycetes, Entylomatales. Gene Ontology annotation, cellular component: transcription factor TFIIIC complex. The record is from RefSeq and is a predicted model, not a curated record. Bases 10 to 975 code for a protein of 321 amino acids. Gene Ontology annotation, biological process: transcription by RNA polymerase III.
CAUCCAGCCAUGGCACCCACCAAGUCACGCCGCCCCGCAUCGCGCCGCACUGGCGCUGACGGCGUCGCAUCGGGCUCCGGCUCCGGCUCCGGCUCGCACACGCAGGCACACGCCUCGGGCAGCAGCAGUGCGGCCGGCGCCUUCGACGCGCACAGCGAGGGCCCGCGCCGGCUGCUGGAGCGCGGCAGCGCACGCGUGCCGGCCUUUGCAGACGCGCCUGGCGGCACGGGCUGGCAGCCGGGCGAGGAAGAGGAGGCGGCAGCGGCGGCGGACGAGGACGCAGAGUGGGGCGAGUGGGAGUACGAGGAGCACGAGCACGUCGUGCUCCUCGACCUCGGGCCCGCCGUGGAGAAGCUCGUCAAGUCGAGUGCAGAGUACAGCAUCAGCGGCCUCGAGACGGACACGCCCUUUCUGACCAUCGGCACCUCGAUGUUCGCCGGCGCAUGGGACGAGGCGCUGGGCUCCGAGAUUCUGCUGUACGACACGCACAGCUCGCCACAUCCCACGAGCCAUGCGCUGCUGCCACUGGCGCCCACGCCUUCCGACGCCGCAUUCUCGCGCGCACCCUCGACGUCGGCCGCACGCAUCCGCUUCCUGCCGUUGGCGCCGCCUGCGCCGCCGAACAACAAGGGCGCCAAGGAGCGCAAGCCGCGCGGCCGGCCCAAGCUGACGCUCGAGGAGCGCGCACAGCGCGCACUCGCGCGCGUCAUGCAGGGCGAUGUGCCGAAGCGCCUGCAAAAGGAGGAGCGAGAGCAGCGCGCACGCGAGAAGCUGGAGCGCAAGGCGGCGGCGCAGGCGAGAAAGGAGCAGGACGAGCUGACGUCGCAGAGCGAGAGCGGGAGCGACGAGAGCGGCAGCAGUGAGAGCGAGAGUGAGGACAGCGAUGGGAGCGAUGGCAGUGACGAGGAGGGAGACGCGGCAAGGGAGAAGGAAGCAGCAGAGCGGGAGCGGGAGAGUGAGCAGGAGACCGAAUAGUCACGCACGUUCCCAAGUGUCCGAGCGAGGUCGCGCAACGAGUCUGCUCCUCGCCUGAUACGCUCGAGCGAGAAAAGAAUGGGAGCAAAUGGGCCUGCGACAGCUGAAAGUCCACAGCGCAACACAGAGCGACACGACAGGGGAGCAGGCGAGGCACCGGGGCUGUGCGGGUCUCACGCCGCCUCGGCUUGCUGGUGCGGCGCAGCGCUGUAGACGAGGCAGCGAUGCGUGUGCAGACGAGAAGCGCUCGAGAGAGGAGACUUACGGCGAGGCGUGGGUGAUGAGACCGGCGAGGAAGCAGCUUGCCCUUGCAGC